Molecule: messenger RNA, 1702 nt
Organism: Nematostella vectensis (starlet sea anemone)
Lineage: Eukaryota; Metazoa; Cnidaria; Anthozoa; Actiniaria; Edwardsiidae
Product: AP-1 complex-associated regulatory protein
Exons: 10
Coding region: 110-790 (226 amino acids)
Biological process (GO): regulation of Arp2/3 complex-mediated actin nucleation; negative regulation of cell motility; negative regulation of substrate adhesion-dependent cell spreading
Molecular function (GO): AP-1 adaptor complex binding
Source: RefSeq, a predicted model, not a curated record
UAGCGUGAUCCGAUCGCGCAUGCGAUCCGAUGAUUCGAAGGCAGACGUAUACAGGUGUUUGAGUUUGAGCAACACACGGAAUGACUUGAGCCACCGUUAGAUUUUACCCAUGGCUGGCUGUUUUGGAAGUUGUUGGGGAUCCUUUACGGAUGAAGUUCGUAAACUACGUCGGCCAGUUUACGUUCGCGGGAGAGCGUUUAAACGUGCAAGAUAUAAUGAAAAACAGGUUACCAUUGAGUUUGAGAAUUUGAUUGAUGAGGAUGAUUUUGAGCCACGUCCAAGACGCUUACUGACUGAAGAUGAACAGAAGUUAAUAAGUGAAAGAAAGUAUAACCAACUAGCCGAGCAGCAGAAAAGAAUUGAUGCUGAGAUUGAUGCAAGGUUAAAGAAGCAGGAAGAUGAUCUUCGUAUUGAGGAAGAGGCAUAUUAUGAAGCUAAGCGAGAGGCGUCAAAAGCUGCUAGACAAGCAAAAAGUCAAGGGGGGAUGAGCAAUGGGGCUAAAACAGCUCCGUUUUCGUCAGUCCUUGAUGAUGUCUCCCUCUCCUCAUGGAAAUCAGAUGUCAGUGUAACAAGUUCUAACCUUGAUGAGGAAGACUUUGAUGCAUUUCUCGAGAAAGUCAAAGCAAGAUCGCUGUCCUCAAAACCAGCUGUAUCUCUGUCGAGUGGGGUCGCUACCCUGCCCACAGAGUCCUGGGAGAGCGCCUUAGAAGCCACCAGGAUAGCUGGGAAAUCCCUCGACUCAUUCACUCACCCAUCCACCGAAGACGGCUCGAAGGACACGGACAGAUGAUAAAAAUAUAUAUAAAAAAAACAUUACAUUACUCUACUUGCGAUGUAUGGAGAUAGACAUGUAAAUAUGCUUUAUUAAUAAUUAUGAUGAAAAAGUUUUACAGCAGCGUUUUGGAAAAAAAAAUCAAACAUCGCAUUCGGGCUGCGAUGAUGCAUCGGGCGCGUUUUUUUCCUAUCAUUCUGGAAUGGGAAUGGUUGGUAGAGAAUGUUCAGAAUGGCAUUCGGGGCAUUCUGCUACAGGUAGCAGAAUGGGUGGAAUGGCCUUCAUUCCAUUCCGGAAUGGGAACGCGGAUAAACGAACGCGCGCUUUUUCUAUUCUAAUCAUUCUCAUUCCGGAAUCACGAGUAAAAAAACGCGGCCAUAGUUGGCAAUGUUUUUUAUACUUUUUCAAGCCCAGGACGUUUUUAUGUAGUAAAACCCUUUAAAAGCCACACUAAACAGCCAGCUACGACAUCUAUGCCAUUUAGAUAAAGAAGAGGCUUAACACGAUUUCGCUUAUUUGGAUUAGGUUUAUCAAAAUAGUCGUUUUCAUAGACAACAAGAAGUUUUUAUUCUCUUAAUUGGUAUGCACAUAUCUUAAUAAACAUUCUCACUGCAAAUAGCGAAUGUCAGUUCUAAGACAAAUCGCCGUCAUAGGUAGUCUUGGUAUUUUCGAUAUCAAAACUUUCAUUUAGCAAUUACCAUUUGCCAUUUGAAAUAUGUGUAUUUAAUGGUUCGUUUGAUACUUAUAAAUUGUUUUUUGAUUCUCCUCAAUUGUUUAUUUGGCUUUCCUUAAUUGUUUAUUUUAUUCUUCUUAAUUGUAUAACGAAGCAAUAUCAUAACAAGAAGCAAUAAUGUCCGUUACAUCAAAGAUAGCUGAGAUGAAGUGGAAAAAAAUGACAUAAUAAAAUAGUUUGCCAAGCUCGAAAAAAAA